Varroa destructor (honeybee mite) is the source of this 7277-nucleotide messenger RNA. The record is from RefSeq and is a predicted model, not a curated record. NCBI's taxonomy places the organism in Eukaryota, Metazoa, Arthropoda, Arachnida, Mesostigmata, Varroidae.
CAUCAUUAUAUUCCACUUAAUUCAACGGCAGGUGUUGGCUGGCAGAUAAAUCUAAAGAGAGCGUUCUAUCACCGAACGUCGCUUGUUCGUGGAGGCCACAUACGAAACGCGCAAGCAGCUGUCGACGAGACUGGAUGGGAAUAAAAAUCCAUCACAGCUGCGGGAAGCAGCCCCAUCGCUUCAAUCGGGAGAACUGAAGUAGUGCCGUCAAGCAUUACUUCAGGUGCCUGCACGAAGCGAAGUAUGUCUGCGUCCGUUCGUCUCCCAAGCCAGACACGACCAGACGUAACACAUCCCUGAGUUUGAUAGACAACCAUAUCACCUCUGCCCUAUUGCGAGGACCAGUGGAAAAGGCAGCCGUUGUCAACCAACAGCGUGGGGUAAACAAACAAAAACAGCCAAAGUCGACAACAAUUACGACACCUCUGGUGGGCAGUGCAACACCACUAAAUAUUAUAUAUAUAUAUAUAUUUAUCUGUAUUACUUCUUUACUACUACAGUGAUUAGAGCGGUGUGAAUUACUACUGCUGUUGUCAUCGCCGUUGGUGCUUGGCGCACGCCAGCCAGCUCUCUUUCCUAACGAGAGAGUUCGAGCAGAACUUCAAUGGCCGGCUGGAUUGAGAAGCAACCCGGAUUUUCAGUUAAAAAUAUUCACAGCCGUGCUAAUGCUUUAUAUAUAUACAUUGGAUAUACGCAUAUGUGUCCGUAGGGUCUGCGUGUGGUGGUAUUGGUAGCAGUAGUAGUACGGUAUACAGCAGUACAAGCUGCUGUUUCUGCUGCUGCUGCUGUGGGUUCCAUCGACCGCAGCGGUCUGCUGAAGGGUGCUGUUACCGCUGUCUAUGCGCGUUCACCGCUUCUGCUGCUGGCGCUGGUAGCCUUAGCCGCGCUCAACGCUAGCUCCGCCCCGGCGCCAUCUUAGUUCCAGAUGUUUGGCUAGCGCCGCUCGUUUCAGCAGCAGCAGCAGCAGCAGCAGCAGCAGCAGUAGUCGUCGUCAUCGUAGCCUCCAGUGGCUCCGCUGCUGUGGUUCUGUGCUUUGUGUCCGUAUUUGCCUGGCCGCAGCGAACGUCCAACGAGUCAGCCGGCGUCGCUGUCGGUCUGUGGCCGCCUUCCUGCGUGCUUCGUAGCGGCGUGGCUGUGUGCGCGUGUAUUGGCUAGCGAACAGCGCGGCUCAGCUCAGGUCUUGCCAGCGCCGCUGAUGGUUGGAGACCCGCGAUUCUGCUGUGCAUGCCCGAGCAGCGAUGCUCUGUGUGAUCUGUGUAUGUGCUGUUCCUGUUUGUGCCGUUGACGUGGUGCGGCGAUAGCUAGAAACUGCUGCUGUUGGUUAUUCGGUCUUUCGUAUGCUCCCUAGCCGACGGCCACCAUCGAUUCGCAGAGCACCGCUUGCUGUUGGCUCUGACUGGUCUCAGUGGUGGUGUGUCGAUGUCGACGAGGUCCCUCUCGGUCGCUGCUGCUGCUGCUGCUGCUACUGCUGCUGUGUCGAUCGCUGGCUCGGCAGCGGGUCGGUCUAGCCAGUGCUGUUGCUGCGUCGUCAGUAGGGAAUUGUCUGUUGUUUAGUGCUGAGCUGAGCCGAGCCGAGCCGAGACGAACGAGGCAAGCGCUGCUGCUCGUGCUGCUGCUGCUGCUGUUGCUGUUACUGCUGCUGCUGCUGCUACUGCUGCUGCUGCUGCUGCUGCUGGCGGUGGUGGUGGUGGUGGUGGUGGUUAGCUGGCUGACCCGCAUCGCAAUUACCGUUGCGUAUACCACAGGACUUCGGUUAUUCGCCGGCGAGUUGAUACCAGUGGGUGAAAAAAGGCCGCUGAAAAAGUAACCCUUCCGAGGAGUUCAUCACGGAAUAGUGUUUGACUUCUAAUCAGCCCACCGCUUCUACCUAUAUUUCUUCCACUCUACUGGACAAUUGGCGCAGACCAACGGAAACGGCAAACAGGGAGUUCCGUUGAGUUGGCUCGGCAACAACAACAGUUCGGAUCAGCAGUUUUGUCUACUGGUUUGCGUUCUAGUGGUAACAGUCGUUACGAGAACGCACAACGUAAAUCUUGUGCUGAGUAGUUGUACGUUGUGUUUCGGUCGCGUAAAAAGUGCUACGAUUUAUUUUUCGCUUAUGCUGUUUGUGUGCGACUUGGUCAGAGGUGGUUUUUCGACGAAACUAGCGCACAGCCUGCGGGAAGAUCAAGCGGGUCGCAGUCGGCAACCGUGAAAGCCAAAUAAACGUUACUUACAGCUGUUAGCUCACUUGGCCAACGUUCGUAUCAUCAUAAGCGCAUCAUAUCAAGGUUAGCCUUAGCACCGGGUCUGGGUACAAAGUACUGCGCUUGUUCGAAUCAACACAGGCGCGAUCCGAAACCUGCUGAAGAGAUUUAGUGGAUGACGACACCGAACGGACGGCCCCUCUUCGAUAAAGUCUCCCAGCAUCAUCGACGGUGCCCCACAGCCUAAGGGUGAGCAUCGGAGCAGCAUCGAAAGAGAGGGGGGGGGGGAGCAGCAGCAGAAAGAGAUUGCACUCAGGAAUACGACUGCGAUCGUUUCGAAUAGCGAACCUACCUGUGCGAGAAGCACCACCCCAUUCAACGGAAAUCUCGCCGACUUGACCCCUCCCUCCAACGAUACCCAACUCUCGGAAGUCACUUCGAAGUAUAAAGAGCAAAAUCCCUCUCGUACCCGUCUUAAUGUCGCUAUCAUCAUGACGAACACCUCAUACUCUACGUAUCGUAGUAUAUCCGUGUGUGACCGAUUUUCGUUAUGAUCGAGUUCUAACAUCAGCCAACAGGGCUCCAAGGAUUACGUGUCUCAUUAACUAUAUAUACAUAGCGGACUAGUGUGUGCGAUCUUAUUACGUUUGAUAAAUACCUACAUCUAUAAAUAAUACGUUCAUAUUUUUUAAUUGUUGUGUGGGUCGUCGUUUAUGCGUGUGGAUUCUUCGUUGAUUAUUCAUCACCGCCCCUAAUAGCCGACAUUCGACGGUAAACGACACGGCCAGCAUUCUAUCUACGAGAAAUAUAUACAUACAUGUAUGUAUGUAUGUAUGUAUGUAUGUAUGGUAAUCAUAUAACAUUGAAUGAUAAUGCCAUUGGAUGUUCGAGAUGGGACCAAAUGAUUGCUUCACUAUAAUGAUAAUGCUGUCAAUGUUGCAGUCGUUGAUGUGACUGGAUAGACAAAACAAAACCCGUCUCACUGUAUUUAUGCUCUAUGUGUUACGAGCAACGUACGUGCUGGUGUGACGACGAUCGUGGCUUAGAUGUGUAUUGUGACGGCGCGUGUAUCUUGGCCAAGCCAUCGAGUAUGUGGUUAGCCAGGCGAUAGGAAAGAAAUAUCUCGCCUGAUUCAAUUGCUUCUUAGUGUGAACAGUUCAGCGGUUCAGCCCGUUUUGCCAUCUUGCCUAAGCGUCAUCAUCGACAUUUGUUAUUUUAUCGCUAGUAUUCUGUUUCAAUUCUACACUCUAAUGCAAAAAGAGAACGUGGAUUUCGCUGGGUAUAUAUGUGUCGUGCGCCAGUAGCGUUCGUUGAGUGAAUUACUGUCGCUGUUACGCACUUUGCAGCCUGAAGCCAGGCCGUAAGCUACCUGCGUAGAGAUCAGGAACAACAACAACAACAACAGCAGCAGCAGCAGCAGCAGCGAUCCCCCUAACGUGCUGCUGUUCGUGCGGGGCUUUGUCGGCGCGUUCGAGGUCCCUGCGAUGGCCCCACUUGUGUGAGAGGCGUUCAGCAGUGCUAUGUUGUAAGGCGUCCCAUGUACGUCGCGCGUCUGUGUAGCAUCCGUGUCCAAGUUAGUUAGCGCGUGUUCUAGGCUAUGACAACGACCUAUCAACGGACAACGAACUACAGACAAGUUACUAACUCUUUGGUAAAGUGUCGGCAGCUCACAGCGGUGGUCUUUCGGCCUAACACGGUUUCUGAAGGUCGGCCUUGAGGCGAAGGUUGCGCUCGCUGCUGUGGUUGUGCGUGUUCGGUAGUUACACGAACACGCGCUAACGGCGAGAUUCGUUCCGUUCCUGCUGUUCGCUCGACCGAUCAUUGUGGCUGCCGCGCUACCUGGUGUCGGUUCUACUUUUAUUGCUUUUGCCAGCCAACAUCGACGACGCCCCUGGAGGGCCGAGAAAGUUAGAGCUGCAGGAUCCGGCUGAAACCUCUUCUUCUUUUUCGCAGCGCAGUAGGGGCUGGCUAUUUUUGUGCGUACCAAUCGCCUCUGUACGCUGAUUAUCGACGGGGAACCGUAGGAAACAAAACGGAACCAGCUAUCUCCCCUAAAAUUAUGACUACUACUACUACGACAAUUGCUAGCAUCUGCCUGCUUCGCUAAUACAUCACAACAAUAAGUGAAAAUAAAUUAGUGCUGUUACUGACGGCAACGAUAGAAACAGUGCAGCUUUUUCCAAAACCGAAAAUCAUUCAGCUAACCAACGAGACAGGACGCAAAAGUUUGUCGAAAAUGGCGAUGCGAAAUCACGAAGCGAACGCGGUGUCAGCGGCCCGUUCAGGCGAGGUUCCCGAGAGCUCGUCGGGCACCCAGAACGGAAACAACCUCGCGAUGGUUGCCGUGUCGGCCCCCGCCUCCGUCGAGGCCAAUACGCCCGUCGCCGAGAGCUGGUGCUACACCCAGGUGAAAGUAAUUAAAUUCAGCUACAUGUGGACCAUCAACAAUUUCAGCUUCUGCCGGGAGGAAAUGGGCGAGGUGCUGAAGAGCUCGACGUUCAGCGCGGGAGCCAACGACAAGCUCAAGUGGUGCCUCCGGGUGAAUCCAAAGGGUUUGGAUGAGGAGAGCAAAGACUAUCUCUCGCUAUAUCUCUUACUUGUGUCGUGUAAUAAAAGUGAGGUACGAGCCAAAUUUAAAUUUUCGAUCCUCAAUGCAAAACGCGAGGAAACCAAAGCGAUGGAAAGCCAGCGGGCAUAUCGCUUCGUGCAGGGUAAAGAUUGGGGCUUCAAGAAGUUCAUUCGGCGGGACUUUCUACUCGACGAAGCGAACGGCCUUUUACCGGACGACAAAUUGACUCUGUACUGUGAAGUGUCGGUAGUUGCUGACAGCGUCAACAUAUCGGGCCAAAACUCUUCGAUUCAGUUCAAGGUACCGGAAUGCGCCCUUUCAGACAACCUUGGUGAACUAUUUGAAAGUCAGAAGUUCUCCGACGUAAUUUUAGCAGUGAACGGACGCGAAUUCUUCGCACAUACGGCGAUUUUGGCCGCCCGAUCACCAGUGUUCAGCGCGAUGUUCGAGCACGACCUUGAAGAGAAAAAAACUUCGCGGGUGGAGAUUGCCGAUAUGGAUGAGGAUACCUUGCGGGAAAUGCUCCGAUUUAUCUACACAGGGAAAUCGGCUGCGCUCGACAAAAUGGCCGAUGAGUUGCUUGCAGCUGCCGACAAGUACGCUCUCGAGCGGCUUAAAGUUAUGUGUGAACAGGCGCUAUGCGACAAUCUCGCCGUAGAUACAGCUGCCCAGUUAUUAACAUUAGCCGAUAUGCACUCGGCGGAACAAUUGAAGGCACAUGUGAUCGACUUCAUCAAUAUGCAUGCCACCGAUGUUGUCGAAACUGACGGCUGGAAACAGAUGGUCCAACGGACGCCACAUCUCGUCGCCGAAGCGUUCCGUGCUCUUGCUACUCAGCAGAUACCGCCUAUUGGACCAGCAAGGAAACGCCUCAAGCACUAACAACACCCGUCUAUAUAUCUCACAGUAUCAACAAUAUUCUUAUUAUUAUUACCUUUACUAGUGCUAGAGUAAUAUGAAAAUGUACAUCUCGCCACCUGCCGUCGCUGUUGUCUACAUCAGUAAUCACCAUAUGACUUGCACUGCUCAUAGAGUACUGCCCUCUGCUGCGAGGUUUUCGGUAGUCAUCAUCUUUUCGUAUCCGAUAAAAGUGUACAUAUAUACCCAGAUAUAUCGAUAUGUGUCGGUUAACAGCAUUUACACACAUAUACAUAUAGAUAAAUACAGAAACAUAAAUACGGACGCUUUCCGUUAACGAGGCUGGAGCAUACACACAGACACGUACACACAGACACACUUACACAGAAACACUUACACGCGCGCAAAUACAGAGAGAACGAGGAGGACAAAGAGAUAUGGCGCCGAUAAUCCGUAAGAGAGUGAUCAUAAGAGCUAGUGGAAAAUCAACAACUAUCUCUUACAACUGCUGCAGCUAGAAGUGUGUCGUCUAUGGGCCCAGCGCAGGCCAGAGGACGCAACGAGUCAAAAACAGGAAAAAUUCACCGGUUUGUUUUGCCAACGUCGCAAGGGAUCGAUAAGAACGACCCGCGACAAAAACGGACGAUGUACGUGCCAACGUCGCGCGGGAGGCGAGCAAGUGACUUCAUGGCACGAUGAUGGUAGCCGAUGCAUCAGUUAGGUAGUCUCUUACUAGGGCAAAGGGAAAUUAGAUAUUUCGUAGUGGAUACGUGAAGGACGAAUAUUUACGGAUAGUCAGAAAGAACAGCGUUUGAUUCCGUAUCGUUGUCUAUAAUCAUCGUAUUGGAAUGGAGUAUAUUUACUUUUUAUUUAAUUUGUUCGUAGUCUAUCUUUCAUUUACUUCAAUGGUAACUUUUAGAACAGAUAUAUUUGGAACAGCAUAUGCUUCCUAAGGUAUUCAUUUGUUGAUUCUAUUGGCAUUGAAACGUGAAAUGAUAUCGCCCGCCGCUGGCAUCGAAGAACGGUAGAAGCAGUCGCGAUAUUAAGUGUCCUAUUAGUAUUGCUAAACAAUGACAGCGUUCGAUUAAGCCAUAUGUAAGGUAGACAGGGUCCUCGGGUAGAGGCAAGCGAGCAUUUUCGUUCUGGCCAAUAAAAUUGGCAAUAGAAUGAGAGAGACGUCAUGGGACUAUACCUAACUAGAUGAAGUCUGGAUGGUAACAAAAAAAUUAUUAUUUAUUGCACUUUCACUACACAAACGUCUAGGGAACCAUCCGGGAGGGAUUAUAAUGAUGACGCUGAAUUAUUUAACAUUGUCAUUAUAAUUAUAAUUACUAUUAAGUGUCGAUAAUAACCACGGUAGUAAGAGAAAGAAACGGGAAUAUUUAUUUUGCGUUUACUUUAUAUUUAUUUGUUGAAGGUGCAGAGCAAUGGAGGCCUCACCUUUCUCCAAUAUAUAUAUAUAUAUAUCACAAUGUCAUAUUGUCGAUAGUACUAAGUACUUUACAUUGCUCUGCUUUGCCACUCAUGAUGUGUGUGAGUAUCAAUAAUGAUAGCUGAUGCGAGAAGUGCUUAAACAAGGGUUAAAGGGUUCAAAAAAGAAAAAUCUAGAGGGGCGGCGGCGGCGGCGGCGGCGGCAAUGACGACGACGACGACGACGACGACGA